AUGUCAUAUAAAGAUACGCUAAAGGACUUCCCGGUCCGACAAAUGCUUAUCAUUUGUCUAAUAAGAUUUUCAGAACCAUUAGCAUUCACAUCAUUAUUCCCUUAUGUUUAUUUUAUGAUUCGAGAUUUCCAGAUUGCUAAACUGGAACAAGAUAUCUCAAAGUAUAGUGGAUAUUUAGCAUCAUCAUUUGCAUUUUGCCAGUUUAUAUUUGCAGUGCGAUGGGGAAAACUUUCGGAUAGAAUUGGUAGAAAAUUCAUCUUGUUGAUUGGUCUUGCCGGAACGUCAAUUUCACUUUUGUUAUUUGGGUUCAGUCAAAAUUAUUAUUGGGCGUUAGCGGCAAGAUCACUUGCUGGAGUCCUUAAUGGGAAUGUUGCCGUUUUGAGAACAGCCAUUGGUGAAAUUGCAACUGAAAAAAGACAUCAACCAUUGGCAUUUUCUACCUUGCCACUUUUAUUCAACUUUGGGGCAAUUAUUGGUCCUGCUAUUGGAGGUUCAAAGUACUUGACACAUCCAAAUCCAAAGAAUCCAUAUCAUCACGAUGAAGAUACUAUGUCGGUAUUGCAAGAAUCGUUAUACCAGCGAUUUAUCACUAAAUACCCCUAUGCAUUAUCAAAUAUUGUGGUUGCUUUAUUUUUAUGGUUUAGUCUUAUUUGUGGGAUUUUAUUUUUGGAAGAAACUCAUGAAGUUUUCAAAUAUCGUCAUGAUUAUGGUGUAGAUUUGGGUGAUUGGUUGUUAAGCAAAGUUGGUAUCAGUACUCCUGUUAGACCAUGGCAAGCAAAUUACAACAGUAACAAGACACCCGAAGUCACCGAAACAACUACAUUAUUAUCCGAUUCCGAAUCUAUCAACAGCCAAGACUUGUCAGAUAUUGACUCAUCAGAUAUAGCUUCUUCUGAACUGGACCCACCAUACAGACCUUCUUACAAGAAUGCAUUCACACCAAAAGUUAUUCGUGUCAUUACAGGUAAUUUCAUUAUUUCCCUCCAUAGUGUUACGUAUAAUGAAUUCUUACCUGUGUUUCUUGCAUCUAGAUUCCAACCAGAUAAAUUGAAAUUCCCAUUCAAGAUUGUUGGUGGGUUAGGUCUUGAUGUCAGUUAUAUCGGGACACUUUUUUCAUCUACAGGUAUAAUGGGUAUGUUAAUUGUCCUUUUAGUUUUCCCUAUUAUUGAUGCCAAGUUAGGAACAGUGAAUGGUUACAGAUUUAGCGUUUCCAUAUUCCCAUUCUUAUAUUUUGUUGUUCCAUUUGCAAUUUUCACAUUACAUGAAUACAAUCCAUUUUUCCCAACUUGGUUCACGCCAAUUUUACUUUAUUCAUUAACUUCAAUAAAGACAUUGGCUUCCGCAACAGGUAUGCCCCAAGUUAUGAUUUUGAAUCACCGGGCAGCAGCAAAGGAACACCGUGCGUAUGUUAAUAGUGCUACCAUGAGUAUCAUUGCCUUGGCUAGAUGUGCUGGUCCAAUGAUUUUUGGGUAUUUGAUGUCAUUGGGGGAUAAAUUGAAUAUGGGUGAAUUAAUCUGGUGGUCAAUGUCGCUUUUGGCAUUUGUGGGUAUGAUUCAAUCUUAUUGGAUGUCAGAGGAUGACGAAGAGGAAGAUUAG
Messenger RNA from Spathaspora passalidarum NRRL Y-27907, 1596 nucleotides. RefSeq lists its product as uncharacterized. The record is from RefSeq and is a predicted model, not a curated record. Gene Ontology annotation, molecular function: transmembrane transporter activity. Lineage: Eukaryota; Fungi; Ascomycota; Pichiomycetes; Serinales; Debaryomycetaceae. Gene Ontology annotation, biological process: transmembrane transport. The coding region runs from base 1 to 1596 and encodes 531 amino acids. The transcript is spliced from 2 exons.